UACAAUAUUCAUAAGAUCGCUUUAUCUGAAAAGUGCCUCUCGGUACAAGAUCGCAAAGGCUCGAAAGAAAAAUGCAUCGCGGCGAAAUAUUCCAUAAUCUUGAUGCGACAGAGGAGACGGUUCGCCGGCGCAAGGGAGGGUGGCUCGGGGAUGGGAGCGGAAGGGAGGAGGCUUGGCGCGUGCACCAGCCACCAUCCACCCCGUCCGUUUGAAGCAGCGACGAAUGCCGCGGCCGCGGCGCCCGCGACCGCGGGCGCAUCGCAGAGGGGAUGGAUCUGCCGCAUAGCGUGCGGAUAUAGUGUGCCGAGAGGGAAACUCGGCGGCACGGUGACACGGUCGGGGAUAUCGCGCGUCAGUUGCUAUGCGUCCGGGUAAAGUGACGUACGCGCGCGAGGACCCGAGAACGAGCCGCCGUCCUUAGAGUCCUUGAGUCGCGUUCCCGUCCGCGAAGGGCGCGAGACGUGCCAGACGCUCACUCACUGCCCGAUUCUCUUUCCCGGCGACAACGACGACAGGAGCGUUCCUCCCCGGACGACGCGCUCAACUUCCAUGCGACGACGACCGCGGAUCCGACGCGAUUAGAGCACAUGGUCCGCCGAUCACGAUGACCAUGAUCGCGAAUCAAGCCGCGCCGAUCAUCGGCCUCGUCCUCGUCCUCGUCCUGGCGGCCACUUUUCAUCGCGGUGAAGCGAUAAUAUGUUAUCAAUGCAACAGCGAGUACGACCCAAGAUGUGGCGAUCCAUUCGAUCCGUACAGUCUGGGAACUGUCAACUGCAGCUUCCAGCCUCGUUUGGAACACCUCAGCCACUUAGAACCUACUCUUUGCCGAAAAAUCAGUUCAAGAAUAUACGGCAAGGUGAGGGUCGUGCGAAGCUGCGGCUACAUCACGGACGAGAAGGACAAUGGCGAGUGCCUUAUGAGGUCCGGCACCCACGACGUGCGCGCAUUUUAUUGCUCGUGCACCGGUGAUCUGUGCAACUCCGUCGAGAGUCUCCGCACGCCGUCCUUACUGCCAUUGGCGUCCCUCCUGACUGCCGUUCUGGCGAUACCGAGUCUGCUGCUGUCGUGCCCGCCUCUCUCUCGCCAGCCUAAUUCUGCCUAACAAUUGAUCGAGUCGCACGAAUCGAUGAAGAGAAUCCGAAUCGAUCCAGCCAUCGUCAUCGUCGCGCCGCCCGGACCGUUCGUAUAUCGAGAUACGCGAUUAGAUCAAAAACGCCACUUUCGAUUAUUACCGUCAAUUUCGCUACGGUCUCCCCGAUUCGAGAGAUUGAUAAGCAUCGAGAGAUCAACGGGAGAGAAAAUGCCGUUUCGAUUUUCAGCCUAAUCUUCCUCCGGCCUAAUCAAAUCCGGAUCAGACAAUGAUCAAGGCGCGUCAUCGCGUCGCUUCCACGAAUACUUUUUCCAUUUAAGCUACCGAAUUUUCGUCUCUUCCCCGUUCCGAGAUAUCCGAACUGUAUGUACAACGAAUCCGACACCACUUCCAGUAUUUUUCGGGAACCGAAAUUCUAUAGGUUUUCAAUCAGUGAAUUUUAAAAAUUUCCAAUUCUUUCUUCAUGUACUUAUAUUUACAAGACCCUUAAAGAAAGGAAAUAAUCUUUUAUAAUUUCGUUUUCUACAUUUUUUCUAUAGCUUUUUCUUCUCUUCUUUUUGGUAUUAUUUCUAAGAUUUCUUUACAAUUUCGAUAAAUUAAACUUUUUUCUCUCAAUAUAAUAAAUUUCGAAUUAAAUUCUCGAGUACUCGUACUCGAGAUCGACUUUGAUACAACUCGAGUGUACAUGUGAAAUGAACAUUGAGUACUCAAGAAUAUCGAAUAUUCUGUUACAUAGCUUUAAUAUCGAUUAACCUACGUACGAGAUGGACGACAUACAAUCCAAAUUAACGAUAGUAUCUCAUUGAGAGAAAUUGAAUUGAAUUGAGAGAAAACAAUACAAAUAUUAAUUUUUUUCUCUCUUCGAUAAAGUCCACAUAAGU
Camponotus floridanus (Florida carpenter ant) is the source of this 1971-nucleotide messenger RNA. RefSeq lists its product as uncharacterized. Gene Ontology annotation, biological process: positive regulation of voltage-gated potassium channel activity; regulation of synaptic transmission, cholinergic; sleep. The transcript has 3 exons. The record is from RefSeq and is a predicted model, not a curated record. Lineage: Eukaryota; Metazoa; Arthropoda; Insecta; Hymenoptera; Formicidae. The coding region runs from base 605 to 1102 and encodes 165 amino acids.